AUUUAAAACGAUAAGACUUGGCUUUUGCCGGCAUUUUGCUCUGCUUCUUCCUUAGUAAUGUUAAUUACUUGGAAUCUCGAAGGUGUUCUAGGAUUUUGAGAUCGAUCGAAGCUUUGAAGUGAAUAUUUUAUUUUAUUUUUCUAUAUUUUAUUGUUCGGUUCAUGGGUUCUCCGACUUGCGAUCCCAUUGGAUAUGCUGAUGGAAAUUUGGGGAACAAUGGUGUAACCAACUUGAGUUCCCCUGCAAGGAAUGGUGAUUCAGGGGGCAAGGUUGUUGAGAGAGUUGAAAAUGGUGUUGCUGACACUGAACAGGCAAAUGAGGAUUCACCAUAUAGCGGGAAUGUUUUGUUGGUUGAAAAUAGGCCUUCUGUGGUUGAUGAGGACUUGGACUCUGCAGCAGCACCAUUGCCUUCAGUAUCAAAAUCUAACAUUGGACACAGAUGGAGUGACAUAACUUCGUACGGUACCAAAAAGAAGGUUCAGUGUUGGUUUCAACAUCCAAAUGGGAAUUGGGAGCUGGGGAGAGUAAUAUCAACUUCAGGAACGGAGUCUGUUAUAUCACUUCCUGAUGGGAAAGUUUUAAAGGUGAACUCUGAUAGUUUGAUACCUGCAAAUCCUGAUAUCCUUGACGGGGUGGAUGAUCUCAUGCAACUUAGUUACUUAAAUGAGCCAUCGGUGUUGUUCAAUCUCCAAUAUAGAUACAAGCAAGAUAUGAUAUAUACAAAAGCAGGACCAGUUUUGGUUGCCAUCAAUCCUUUUAAAAAAGUUCCUUUAUAUGGCAAUGACUACAUUGAAGCAUACAAGAAUAAAUCCAUUGAGAGCCCGCAUGUCUAUGCAAUUGCUGACACAGCCAUCCGGGAGAUGACACGUGAUGAAGUAAAUCAAUCUAUCAUCAUAAGUGGUGAGAGUGGAGCAGGAAAAACUGAGACAGCAAAGAUAGCAAUGCAAUAUUUGGCAGUUCUUGGUGGUGGGAGCGGAAUAGAGUAUGAAAUCUUGAAGACCAAUCCUAUCCUAGAAGCAUUUGGUAAUGCAAAAACAUUGAGAAAUGACAACUCAAGCCGUUUUGGAAAGUUGAUUGAAAUCCAUUUUAGUGAAACUGGAAAAAUAUCUGGAGCCAAGAUUCAAACCUUUCUACUAGAGAAGUCUAGAGUGGUCCAAUGUGCAGAGGGAGAAAGGUCAUACCACAUAUUUUAUCAGCUUUGUGCUGGUGCUCCUCGUGCUCUUCGAGAGAAGCUAAAUUUGAAGGAUGUGGACGAGUAUAAAUAUUUGAAGCAGAGUAAUUGCUAUUCUAUUACUGGGGUUAAUGAUGCUGAACAUUUUCACAUAGUUAAGGAAGCUUUGGAUAUUGUCCAUGUUAGCAAAGAAGACCAAGAGAGUGUGUUUGCAAUGCUUGCUGCAGUACUGUGGCUGGGAAAUGUCUCAUUCACCAUUAUUGAUAAUGAAAACCAUGUAGAAGCUGUGCAAGAUGAAAGUUUAAUCAAUGUUGCCAAGUUGAUUGGAUGUGACGCUGCAGACCUUAAUCUGGCUUUAUCAACUCGCAAAAUGCGAGUUGGUAGUGAUAAUAUUGUCCAAAAGCUAACACUAUCACAGGCGGUUGAGACAAGAGAUGCCCUGGCAAAAUCAAUUUAUGCUGGUUUGUUUGAGUGGCUGGUAGAGCAAAUUAACAAAUCACUUGCUGUUGGCAAGAGGCUAACAGGAAGAUCUAUCAGCAUUCUUGAUAUUUAUGGCUUUGAAUCGUUUGAUAGGAAUAGUUUUGAACAGUUCUGCAUUAAUUAUGCAAAUGAGAGAUUGCAGCAGCAUUUUAAUCGCCAUCUAUUCAAGUUGGAACAGGAGGAAUAUAUUCAAGAUGGCAUUGAUUGGGCAAAAGUUGAUUUUGAUGACAACCAAGAUUGUCUUCAUCUUUUUGAAAAGAAACCUUUGGGAUUGUUGUCUUUGUUAAAUGAGGAGUCCACUUUUCCUAAUGGCACGGACUACACUUUUGCCAACAAGCUCAAGCAACAUCUGAAUUCUAAUCCUUGUUUUAAGGGAGAGCGAGAAAAGGCUUUCACUGUCUCCCAUUUUGCAGGGGAGGUCACAUAUGACACAACUGGAUUUUUAGAGAAGAACAGAGACUUACUGCACCUGGAUUCAAUUCAACUACUGUCCUCGUGCUCAUGCCACCUUCCUAAAGCAUUUGCAUCAAAUAUGCUUAACCAGUCUGAAAAGCCUGUAGUUGGUCCUUUACAUAAGGCUGGUGGUGCAGAUUCUCAGAAGUUAAGUGUUGCGACUAAAUUUAAGGGUCAACUCUUCCAACUAAUGCAACGUCUAGAGAGCACCACUCCACAUUUCAUACGUUGUAUAAAGCCCAACAACUUUCAGUCUCCUGGAUCAUAUGAGCAAGGACUUGUGUUGCAGCAAUUGAGAUGUUGUGGAGUCCUAGAGGUUGUUCGUAUAUCGCGGUCUGGCUAUCCGACCAGAAUGCCUCACCAGAAGUUUGCCAAAAGGUAUGGUUUUCUUCUACUGGAAAAUGCUGCCUCGCAAGAUUCACUUAGCGUUUCAGUUGCGAUUCUUCAUCAAUUUAACAUUUUGCCUGAGAUGUAUCAAGUUGGCUACACAAAAUUGUUUUUCCGUACCGGACAGAUUGGGAUUCUUGAGGAUACACGAAAUCGUACACUGCAUGGCAUUUUACGUGUUCAAAGCUGCUUUAGAGGACACCAAGCUUGCCGUCACUUUAAGGAGCUUCAAAGAGGCAUUGCCACCAUACAAUCAUUUGUCAGAGGAGAUAAAACCAGGAAAGAAUAUGCUGUCUUACUGCAGAGACAUAGAGCUGCUGUUAUUAUACAAAAGCAGAUUAAAGGCAUGAAUGCUAAGAAAACAUUCAAGAACAUUAGAGAUGCAUCAAUUGUGAUACAAUCAGCAAUUCGUGGCUGGUCAGUCAGAAGAUGCUCUGGAGAUAUUGGAUUCAAGUCUGGGGUCCCUAAGGCGGAUGAACCAGACGAGGUGCUGGUCAAGUCAUCAUUUCUUGCUGAACUACAGCGCCGAGUUCUUAAAGCCGAGGCUGCUCUGCGGGAGAAAGAAGAGGAGAAUGAUAUCCUCCACCAGCGGCUCCUACAAUAUGAAAACCGUUGGUCCGAAUACGAGCUAAAAAUGAAGUCCAUGGAAGAAGUGUGGCAGAAACAAAUGAGGUCGCUACAAUCCAGCCUCUCCAUUGCAAAGAAGAGCCUAGCAGUUGACGAGUCGGAGAGGAGUUCAGAUGCAUCAAUUAACACGAGUGAUGAUAGAGAGUAUUGCUGGGACACGGGUAAUAACCUUAAGGUCCCCGAGAGCAACGGCUUGAGACCAAUGAGUGCAGGUUUAAGCGUUAUAAGCCGGUUGGCCGAGGAAUUCGAGCAGAGGAGUCAAGUCUUUGGUGAUGAUGCAAAGUUCUUGGUGGAAGUAAAAUCAGGUCAGGUUGAUGCAAGCCUGAACCCGGACCGUGAGCUUAGAAGGUUGAAGCAGAUGUUCGAAACUUGGAAGAAGGAUUAUGCGACGAGAUUACGAGAAACGAAAGUGGUAUUGAAUAAACUAGGAAACGAAGACGGUGCACUUGACAAGGUGAAAAAGAAGUUCUGGGGCAGGAGGAACAGCACCAGAUUUGGCUUUUAGCAGAAGCAUCAAACUUAACGAGCUUCUGUCAAGAAUUAGAAGAAAGUCUUGGAUUCACGCUGGAGGAGAAUCUCGAGCUUGAAAUAUAGACGCCUAACGUCAAUAAACCCUGUAAGAUAUGCCACAUUUAAGCUAAAUGGCGAAGCAAAUGUUGAGUUAAUGCUUGAUGAGAAUUGCUCAACUGAGAAUGUUGUAGUAGAGCUAUAUGCCCAGUUUGGCAAUAUAGAGGAAGGUGGUCUGAGUUCGUGAUUUUUCGUAAUUCGGAGUAGCUGAUUAAACUAGUUUUCAUACUUAAGAAGCUUGAAUACGAGUAAUUUUAGCAUGUUUUAGUUAUGUUUUCCAUAUUAGCUUUAAAUUUAAUAAAAAAAAUGUAUUUUGAGUUGUUUUAUGGCCUUAGGGGCCGAAUGAGGCCUAAGGGUGAACUAAUGUACUAAGUGAGUGUGCAGGACAUCAUUCAAAGACAAAAUAGCUCAAGGCUGGUCGCUGUGUUGCAACACGGGAAGUUCAAUGUCGAAACAGAGGGAUUAAAAUACAAGAAUUUUAAGACUGCCUUUGGUGUCGCGACACAGCUAUAGGAUGUCGUGAUACACCCCUAAAGCCAAACCUAAACCAGGUAGACUGCCUUCAGUGUCACAACACAUGCACUAGAGUGUCGCGACAUCAUCCUUGUACGAGAAUAAAUAUGAGACAGUCUGUACAAUGGAAAUUAACACGAAAACGUCAACAAACCUAGGGUUGAGGACGACGACCAAGCCUAACUCUAUAAAUAGGCUUAGUUAGCACUUGUUUAGGGACAACUUUUCAGACUCUAAGUUUCUCUAUAUAAUUUUAGUUUUAGUUUUUCUUUUUUUAGGCUUUAGGUUUAUUUUCAAUUCUUUUCUGUUCGUGUCCUUUGGAGGACUUAUUUUUGUAAACGUGAUCAAAUGUUUGAGGAUUAUUGCACUUCAUCAAUCAAAUACAAACAAGAUUCUCUAAA
Messenger RNA from Gossypium raimondii (Peruvian cotton), 4599 nucleotides. Its product is annotated as myosin-1. Gene Ontology annotation, molecular function: actin filament binding; ATP binding; microfilament motor activity. Gene Ontology annotation, cellular component: myosin complex; vesicle; actin cytoskeleton. The transcript is spliced from 25 exons. Lineage: Eukaryota; Viridiplantae; Streptophyta; Magnoliopsida; Malvales; Malvaceae. Gene Ontology annotation, biological process: vesicle transport along actin filament; actin filament organization. The coding region runs from base 162 to 3623 and encodes 1153 amino acids. The record is from RefSeq and is a predicted model, not a curated record.